This is a messenger RNA of Cyprinodon variegatus (sheepshead minnow), 2188 nucleotides long. RefSeq names its product gamma-glutamyltranspeptidase 1-like (gene ggt1b). The record is from RefSeq and is a predicted model, not a curated record. The coding region runs from base 277 to 1980 and encodes 567 amino acids. Gene Ontology annotation, molecular function: glutathione gamma-glutamate hydrolase. Gene Ontology annotation, biological process: regulation of immune system process; glutathione catabolic process; peptide modification. The transcript is spliced from 13 exons. Lineage: Eukaryota; Metazoa; Chordata; Actinopteri; Cyprinodontiformes; Cyprinodontidae. Gene Ontology annotation, cellular component: plasma membrane.
AAGAUAUCCUAUCCUAAGGUAUCACUACGACUGUCAUUUUGUAGUUUCUUCUACUUGUUCAGCCUGUGUUUGUUGCCACUUACAAUGACUCAGGUGAGAUGGUUUAUUGUGGGAUGGGUUAAAGUUUAAUGACUGUACAAUAUAAACACAUCACCUACAAGCUGCUGACAAACAGAGGCUGCAUGCCGCUGAAGCCCCAAGAGGAAGCAGGGAAAGGCAUAUUUACAUAAUAAUCUACAGGAAGAAACCAGAUUUAUUCGUUCCUGAAUACUCAAAAUGGCCAAAAAAAUAAUAAUAGUGGCCCUUGCUGUGCUGCUGUUAGCAUGUCUUGCCACAUUUCUUGGUGUUUUCUUCGGUGUGAAGAGACAAAGUGGCUACAAAAAGGCAGCUGUGGCAGCAGACGCUGGCCGUUGCUCAGAGAUUGGCAGGGAUAUGCUAAAGAAGGGUGGAUCUGCAGUGGAUGCUUCAAUAGCGGCAUUAUUAUGUGUUGGAUUAAUGAAUGCUCACAGUAUGGGCAUAGGAGGAGGUCUUUUCUUCACCAUUUAUGACGCUAAAACUGGGAAAGCAGAGGUCAUUAACGCACGGGAGACCGCUCCACGCAAUGCAACCCAAAAUAUGUUUGGGAGCAGUUCAGACUUAUCCCAGAAAGGAGGGUUGGCUAUUGCUGUCCCUGGAGAGAUUCGAGGCUAUGAAAUUGCCCACAAACGACACGGCAAACUGCCCUGGAAAGACCUGUUUCAGCCAAGCAUCGAACUCGCUGAGAAAGGAUUUCCAAUGGGCAAGGCGCUGGCUACAGCUGUUGCCAGAAACAAGGAAAUCAUCCUGAAUGACAUGGCCUUCUGUGAAGUAUUUUGUGGGAAAGACGGCAAUGUGUUAGAAGAAAAUGAAACUGUGAAAUUUACCAAACUGGCAGAAACCUAUAGGAGAAUAGCAGAGAACGGGCCAGAGGAGUUCUACACAGGACAACUGUCUGAUGAUCUUGUGAAAGAUAUUCAGGCUGCAGGUGGCAUCAUUACAAAAGAAGAUCUCAGGGAUUAUGAGCCCAUCUUGGAUGAAAAACCUUUAACUGUGAAUGUGGGGGAGUACUCCAUGGUUGUUCCCAAUGCCCCCGCUAGCGGCCCUGUGCUAUCGCUGAUAUUAAACAUCCUGAAUGGGUACAACUUCAAUGAGGACAGUAUGGCGACCAAGGAGAAAAGGAUCCUAACCUUCCAUCGCAUUGUGGAGGCUCAUCGCUUUGCUUAUGCAAAAAGAACUUUACUUGGAGAUCCAGGGUUUCUCAACAUAACAGAUCUGAUCGAGAACAUGAUCUCCACUGCGUAUGCUGAUAACCUCCGGAGAAAUAUUACGGACAAUACAACACAUCCCAUGGAAUAUUAUGGGCCAGAGUUUUACCUGCCAGAUGACCAUGGGACAUCCCAUCUGUCUGUUAUAUCUGAGGACGGUAGUGCUGUGUCUGCUACCAGCACCAUCAACCUAUAUUUUGGCUCCAAAGUCAUAUCAAGAUCUACAGGAAUUAUUUUGAACAAUGAGAUGGAUGACUUCAGUUCACCAAACAUCACCAAUGGGUUCGGUGUUCCGCCUUCCCCGAGCAACUUCAUCACCCCAGGGAAAAGGCCGAUGUCUUCUAUGUGUCCAGCAAUCCUUUUGGACAAGGACAAAAAUGUAAAGAUGGUGGUCGGAGCUUCAGGAGGAACAAAAAUCACUACAUCUGUGGCUCAGGUGAUUCUCAAUGCACUUUUCUUCAAAUUCGAUGUGGAUAAAGCUGUCGUAGAACCAAGGAUCCACAACCAGUUGGUUCCCAAUACGACUGUGUUGGAACCAGACUUUGAAAAAGAUGUAGCUGAUGGCUUGAGAGAGAAAAACCAUGAGACAGAGUACCUCACAUCAACAGGAGCCGUGGUGCAGGCAGUGGUGCGCCAUGAAAAUAGGCUGUAUGCUAAGUCGGAUCCUCGUAAAGGAGGAUAUGCAGCCGGGUACUGAGGCUAUACCAACUUUAGCAGCUCAACUUUGAAAUAUUUUGCACAACCUGAGAGCUGAGGACCUCAUCAGCUCCGAACAAUCACCACCAACACUCAUUGACAGCAGAUUUUUUUUUUUUUUACAGGAAAUUAUGUAUAUACUUUAAAAAAUCAUUAAAAAAAGAGAUAGGGCUAUUUAAAUAAUGUAAUUUACAUAUCUUAUGUCAGCC